CAUGCGAGAGGUUGUUCGUUUUGAGAAUUCUUUUUGAAGCUUAUCUUAAAAAUGAGUGCAAUUGCACUAUUAAUUUUUAUUAGCUUUUUUGGGGUGGAAGUGAUUGCGGAAUAUAUCGUUCCCGAACCAACUAUUGAAGUUUUUCAUCCUAAAGGAUUUACUGUUUCUAUACCAGAUGAUGGCGAAAUAAAAUUAUUUGCUUUUCACGGAAAGAUCAACGAAGAAUUCGAUGGAAGAGAAGCCGGGACGUUUGCUAGAGAUAUAACAUUAGCAAAAAAUGGAAAAUGGACCUUUACAGAUAGAAAUACAAGGCUUAAAAAAGGAGAUAUUAUCUACUAUUGGUUGUAUGUAAUUAAUAAGAACGACAACUUGGGGUAUCUUAGAGAGCAUGAAUUUUACACAGUAACAGAUAUACAAAACGGUAACAACAAAAAUAACCAGCCGAAUAACAACAAUAAUAAUAAAAAUGAACAACCAACAAAAGCACCUCCCGUUAUCACAACUUCUUCAGUUUGUUAUGAAACUCUUACAAAAGUUAAUGGAGCUUCGUCUUGUUCUGGAAGAUUAAUAUUUUCGGAAGAAUUCUCCGAUAUAAAUCGAUGGCAAAAGGAAAUUAGAUUCGCUUCAGAACCUGAUUACGAAUUUGUAACUUACACAGACGACGCUGAUAAUUUAUAUUUAAGAAACGGCCAAAUUCAUUUCAAACCAAUUUUAGCCGAAGAUAAAUAUGAAGUUGGUUUUGUCACUUCAUCAAAGGAGUUUGAUUUAAAAUUGAGGUGUACAUCAUCAAUUGAAAAUGAAUGUAAAAGAAAAGCAGUGGGGGCGAAUAUCCUCCCACCAGUUUUCUCAUCGAGAAUUAAUACAAGACCAUCCUUUUCAUUUCUUUAUGGAAAGGUUGAAAUAAAAGCAAAAUUACCGAAAGGAAAUUGGAUUUAUCCGGAGCUUUAUUUAACACCGAAAAAAUUUUCUUACGGUUCUGGGUUUAAUUCCGGUGAGAUGAGAAUAGCUUUUGUGUUAGGAAAUGAACAUUUAAAUGGUGCAUUAUGUGGUGGACUUAUUUUGGGGGAUGACGAAAAGGGAAGAAAUUUUGCUUUAAAAAAAAUUAUUAAAAAUAUAAAUUGGAGCGAUGAUUUUCAUAUCUUUGGAUUGGAAUGGUACCGUGACAAAGUGACCGUUUCCGUUGAUGGAGUCCCUUAUGGAAAUAUUUACCCACCAUCAGGUGGAUUUGGCGAUGGUUAUAAAUCGCCAAGUUCGGAGAAAUGGAAACAAGGAGAUGUUAUGGCCCCGUUCGACCAAGAAAUGAUAAUUACUUUGGGAGUUGGCGUUGGUGGCCAUGCUAUUCCCGAUGUCGAAGGAAAACCUUAUACAAACCAAGACUCAAAAGAAGUGUUUCAUUUUUAUAAGGCCAAACAUAAUUAUUUGCCAUCUUGGCAAGAAGGAAAUGAAUUAAUUGUGGAUUAUGUAAAAGUUUUUGCUUUAUAAAAGCAAAUUUUCUACUUUGUCUAAAAUAAAAUCUUUUUAUACAUAAUCAUUACAUUUUCUAAAAAUUAUGUUUAGUUUUUGAGGAAUAAAUUAGCAAAGAUGAUCUAUUUUUGACAAA
Onthophagus taurus is the source of this 1600-nucleotide messenger RNA. The record is from RefSeq and is a predicted model, not a curated record. Lineage: Eukaryota; Metazoa; Arthropoda; Insecta; Coleoptera; Scarabaeidae.